Molecule: messenger RNA, 1110 nt
Organism: Colletotrichum godetiae
Lineage: Eukaryota; Fungi; Ascomycota; Sordariomycetes; Glomerellales; Glomerellaceae
Product: S-glutathione synthase
Exons: 2
Coding region: 108-683 (191 amino acids)
Biological process (GO): formaldehyde catabolic process
Molecular function (GO): zinc ion binding; S-(hydroxymethyl)glutathione synthase activity
Source: RefSeq, a predicted model, not a curated record
GAAAUGGGACAUCUGGUUCUACUCCAUCAAGGUCCUCGGCCCACCCAUCAACACCACUAUCUGAUUAUUCAACAAACACCAACAAGUCACAACACCUCUAGUCCACCAUGGCCCCUUCUCUUCACCCAUUGAUCGACAACGGUCUCACCAAGGGGGACCCCAACUUCGCCGGUGGAAAGCUUCGUUGCCAUUGCAAGAGCAACCCCGUCGAAGUCACACUCGGAGGCAACGUUGCCCACAACCACGCUUGCGGAUGCUCAAAGUGCUGGAAGCCCGCUGGCGCCCUCUUUUCCGUUGUCGGUGUUAUUUCAAGAGACCAAGUCAAGGUCACUGCGAACGAGAGCAAGCUCCACGUUGUCGACGACUCGGCGGUCAUUCUCCGAAACGCCUGCAAGGAGUGUGGGGUUCAUCUGUACGGACGUAUCGAAAAGGCACAUCCCUUUAAGGGUCUGGAUUUUGUGCACGCGGAGCUCUCGGAUCAGAAGGGAUGGCAGGAACCCCAGUUUGCCGCCUUUGUUUCUUCCAUUAUUGAGCAAGGCUUCCAUCCUAGCGGCAUUGAUGAGGUUCGCAGCAAAUUUAAGUCUGUUGGGCUGGAGACAUACGACGCCUUGUCGCCUGCAUUGAUGGACCUUAUCGCGACUUGGACUGGACAGCAGUCCGGCCGUCUUCCGACCAAGCUUUAAAGAUCACCCAAAAUCAUAUAGCUGUUCUUGAUAUCCUCGAUUAUUCAGAUAUGGGCACUCGGACUGCACAAAAGCCACAAAGGCAUGGAUUGGUUAUCAUGGUAAAAUCAGAAAUGUAAAAUCACAUAGCUAUUCGUAUCAUACAGACUGUAGGUAGCAAAGUGUAUCAGCUGCUUUCACGCGCCAUGCUUCGUGGCCAACUGUCACGGUCUAUGAUGUGAAUACCACCAACAGCAAGAAACACUAUUUUCUACCUUUGCCUAUGGUUCUCAUGAAUUAACGGGGAAGGGAACACUAACUGUCGAUCAUCGCAAAAAUGACGCCUUUAAAUGCGGGUAGUAAACAACGCCAUGUAUAAGUACCCUACGAGAUCGAUGUUCACACUUGAACAACUUUUGUCAAUUUCCUCGGUGCUCCACUUUGUAAU